AUGUCUGAAAUAUGGAAUCUAAGUACUUUAUGCCGCUGUUGUCACGCCGAUGGUCACUUCAAAAGCCUAAAUUUAACUUACCAAGGUAAAGAAAAUGUUGAAAUAUAUGAGAAUAUGCUAAAAGACACCUUGGGGAUUACUAUAUUUAGACCACAGUUAGAAGCGAGUUACACUAUCUGUGAGGAUUGUAUCGUGAAAGUAAGAGAUGCGACGGACUUCAAAACACAAGUGCUUACGUGUGAACAGAAAUUCAAGGAAUAUUGUGAAAAUGAGCAAUUCUUUUCGCACCCAGAUGUGAAGGUAGAGGAUGAGACGGACACUAGUAGUUGCCAUAGCAACAAUGACGAUAAUCAUUUUGAUGAUGUCGAUGACAAUAAAGAGAUUAUAGAAAAUACAACAAAAGAUAUUAAACAAGAACACAUCAUUGAAAUUGAUAUAAGUGAUAAUAUAGAAGAUGUAAAAGAAGAGAAACCUGAAAAUAUUACUGAAGUACCUGUAAUUAAUUCUUUAGAAGAUAUUAACACAAUAGAAGUUAAAGAUAAGACUACAGUAAAAGAUAAAACAUUAGUCAAAAAACAGAAAUCUACAAAUGAAAAAGACGCUGGCAGAAAAUUAAAAAAUACAAAUCAAAAAGAUAUUAUAACAAUACAGAAACCAUACAUAAUUCAAGAAACAAUAGGAAAUGUUUCUAAAUACUCCUGCAAACAAUGUGGGGCGUCUUUUAACACUAUAAAACUUAUCGGCGACCAUUUGGUCACAGACCAUCGGGCCAUAUUCAAGUGUGAAUACUGCCCAAAAGUUCUAAAUUCAUAUAAAAUAUUACUCAAUCAUUUAAAUAGACACGAAAAGAGACGAAAAGAGAAGUUUAAUAAACAAUGCACUCGAUGCCCGAGAAUAUUUUCGACUAAAGACAGUUUCGUUGAACACAUGCAAUUACACUUGUCUCACAAUAGAUACCCAAUGUGUGACGUGUGUAAAAAGAGAUUCAAAAACAAGAGAAUCUUGUCUAUACAUUUCAAUCUACAUUUGGGGACUAAUAAGAAAGUUCUUUGCCAUAUUUGCGGUUGGGGGUUUAACGAUGCGACAAAUUUGAGAGCUCAUGUUGAUACUGUACACUUUAAACUUAAACCAUUUGUCUGUAAACUGUGCAAUAAGGCGUACGCAACGAAACGGCCAUAUAGGGAGCAUAUGACCAGACAUCGAAGUAAAGAAGAAACAUUCUCCUGUAGUACAUGUAGUUGGGAAUCGACCAACGAAAAGAAGGCUCAAGUUCAUAUCUUGAAGCACACAAAUAAGUUCAUGUGUAAAAUAUGUCCAAAAAUUUUUGACGAUCCCAAAUCUAGGCGAAAGCAUGUCUUUGAUUACCAUGCUUCGAAAUUUACUUGCACCAUUUGUGGGGUGGAUCUAUCAAGCCAAUAUUGUCUGGAUAGGCAUUUAGAGAUCCACAACGGUAUCAAAAAGUUCGAAUGUAAGAUCUGCGGUAUGAAAUUCUCACAGAGAUCAGGUCUAAAUAGGCAUAAUAUGCGACUGCAUAAUCCGGAGUCGAAUGUACAAGACCAUAUUGUGAAAACUAAGUGUGAGAUUUGCAAACGUGGUUUCAAAAAUAUUGAAGUGCAUCUAGAGAGACAUCGUGUAAGGAACUUUAAAUGCGAGAUAUGUGGUCAGUCGUACGCCAGUAAUAGCACUUUGAACCGCCAUAAAACGCAAAAACACUUCGGAAGGCGUUUUUAUUGCGAAGUUUGUAGUAAAAAGUAUUUACAGAAGUCCAAAUUGAAUACGCAUAUGAUUAAGGUACAUGGGGUUAAGGUUGAAAAAAAACUGCCCAGUAUAACCGAAAAGAAAGAGACAGAAAGUACAAAUUCUAGUUAA
Spodoptera littoralis (African cotton leafworm) is the source of this 1869-nucleotide messenger RNA. The record is from the annotation of a GenBank genome assembly. NCBI's taxonomy places the organism in Eukaryota, Metazoa, Arthropoda, Insecta, Lepidoptera, Noctuidae.